GAGAGAGACACACACACACACACACACACACACAUACAUACAUACACACACACAUACAUACACACACACACACACACACACACACACACACUCACACACACACACACACACACACAAGUGAAUGGCCCCAGACCUGGAUGCACAGCUUUAAAAUCAGGAGCAGGAUCUGACUUUUGGAUGAUUUUGGGAGGAGAGUGUGGUGGAAUAUAACAAUAACUUUCACUGGAAGUUUUCGCUUACUUGGGAGAGAAGGACAAGGAGCACUCGCAGAGUGUCCGUGCCUGUUGCAGAGCUGUGGUUCAGGGAGGUCCAGAUGGCAGGCAUGAGGGGCCCGGCCUGCACUGGAGUCUGGCUCUAGAGUCCACCGAGGGCUCCCACUUUAACUGGACACAUUCCACAGGACGUGUGCCCAUGAGGUCGUCACCACUGGUCCUGGUCCUCCUGAUCGGCGUCCAGGCUGUACUGAACAUGGGCGGUGGAUUGGCCCAGAGCGCUGGCUUAGCCAACCACAAAGCAGGACAGCAGACAGUAGCCAAUCACCAGGUAGGACAGCAGCGCGAGACUGCGGCGGCGGCGCAGCAUGCUGAAUUUCACAGGACCGGCCACCGCAGGACCAAGCGGCGUCAUCGGGCAGCCUCGCACACUUCUGACCCCUCAGUCCCGGGGGUGGACCCCAAGCUCUUCUCCAAGAAACGGUACCGUUCCUCGCCGCGAGUCGUCUUCAGCGAGGUUCCGCCCUCGCACGACGCCCUGGAGGGUGAGGGAUAUGACGCUGAAGGGGUGAGGGGGCUACGGGUGAGGCGCCGAGUGGGGUCGCACACCAUGCACAGAGGAGAGUACUCGGUGUGCGACAGCAUCAACACCUGGGUGGGCAACAUGACCCAGGCCACGGACAUCACCGGGAAUGAGGUGACCGUUCUCCCCAACGUCACAAUCAACAACGUGGUGAAGAAGCAGUUCUUCUACGAGACCACCUGCCGGACCCCAACGCGCAGGGGCUCGGGAACAGUCAACAGAGGAAGGAUGGGGGGACGAGGUGGCAAACAGGGCUCCAAAGCGACCAGCUCGGGCUGUCUCGGCAUCGACAGUCGCCACUGGAACUCGUACUGCACCAACACACACAUAUUCGUAAGCGCCCUCACCAUCUUCAAGGAACGGACAGCCUGGCGUUUCAUCCGCAUCAACGCCGCAUGCGUGUGCGUCCUCAGCAGGAAGUCUUGGGCGGGGCGACUCGGACACUGAUUGCGAAACACGUGCACACACAUUUCUCCCAAACCACCACUACAGCUUUAUUGCCAAUACUGUACUGUAAUCCUCGACCCCGCCUACACACACACACACACACACACACACACACACACAGGACUUCGUCGUUCCGGCCCCUAUGGCGCCCCCACCCCUCACCCUACCUCAGCCCAAGAAGUCCUGGUCUGGACUGCAUGUUAUAUUUAUGGUUUAUACAGUAAAAUAUGAAAUUAUACAACAUGUGUAUAUGUGUGUGUAUAUACAUGUAUAUAUGCACACACCAAACGAGUUCAAGCUUUUAUUGUUGUCAUUGUUGUUGUGUUGUUGUUCUUAUUGUUAUUUAUUCAACACAUCUGUACUUGCCUGGUUUGUUUUGUCCAUUUUAAAUAUGCACAUUCAGAAUUUUUACAUGAAUUGUGGCUAAAAAGAAAUGACCAACUCUACAGUUGUAUUAUUGACGUCCUGUGCUCUUUUUUUCACUCUGAUAAUCAGAUUGUUGUUUAAUAAUAAUGUUUGGAUGCUACCCGUCCGAAAGCAACCAGUAUACAGUACAUACUGUAUAUCAAUUUAGUGACUGUGUAAUGAUGUGCUGAAGCCAUUGUUCAACUCAGUUCUAUCAAUUGAGUACAAAUAUAACAGUUUUAUUAACAGUUUCAAUACAUUUUACUGUCUAGCUUCACUAAUGUAAAUUGCACCUUAAGUUUAAAUGUUUCCAAAUGUUGCGGUUUCAUCACUGAUAGAAGCACACGAUCCUCAUUUCUAGAAAAGAGACCCACAAAAGGUUCUCAUAAAAAAUGUAUUUUUUUAUUCCAUUUUUUUCCUUCAAAUAGGGUGCUCAGAAGUUUCUUUGGAAAAGGCUCAUUUGGACUGAUUACGUUUUAAAACUGCAAAACUUGU
This is a messenger RNA of Phycodurus eques (leafy seadragon), 2142 nucleotides long. It is a transcript of the gene ngfa, whose product is annotated as nerve growth factor a (beta polypeptide). Gene Ontology annotation, biological process: cell surface receptor protein tyrosine kinase signaling pathway; nerve development; positive regulation of peptidyl-serine phosphorylation. NCBI's taxonomy places the organism in Eukaryota, Metazoa, Chordata, Actinopteri, Syngnathiformes, Syngnathidae. The record is from RefSeq and is a predicted model, not a curated record. Gene Ontology annotation, molecular function: nerve growth factor receptor binding; growth factor activity. The transcript has 3 exons. The coding region runs from base 412 to 1242 and encodes 276 amino acids.